Messenger RNA from Fusarium verticillioides 7600, 3503 nucleotides. RefSeq lists its product as hypothetical. Gene Ontology annotation, biological process: regulation of DNA-templated transcription. Bases 802 to 2715 code for a protein of 637 amino acids. NCBI's taxonomy places the organism in Eukaryota, Fungi, Ascomycota, Sordariomycetes, Hypocreales, Nectriaceae. The transcript is spliced from 3 exons. The record is from RefSeq and is a predicted model, not a curated record. Gene Ontology annotation, molecular function: DNA-binding transcription factor activity, RNA polymerase II-specific; zinc ion binding.
CCAUCCCUAACUUCUGGCCCAGACGCUGUAAUUACAGGUUGUCGCACGCUGCCCAGGGCCGUCUUUAGCGGUCUGCUGGCCUAAUUUCCAGGCCUCCUUCAGGAGUUCUUAACGCUUGCCCCCCCUAAACGGAGUGUUCUCGUGUUAGUGAGCCCAGCUCCGUUCAAAUUCAACAACCUCUCUUCUCUCGUCUGGUCUGGCUCCUCUUUUCCUCAUGCACAUCCUCUUGCCGACUCUUCAACGCCGCCACAACCAUCCCAACACGGAUCAAGACCUCUCUGAAGCGCCAGACUGCCCCGACCCUCAAUCUACCCAUCCUCUACUCGAGAGGUCUUCUUCAUCAUCUACUCGACAGUUCCUCAGACCAUCCAGCCGUUUCCCAGUUACUGACAGGCUUCGAAACAAGCAGCAUAUCGAUCUUUUUACCGUCGCUGUCGUUCUAACGAAAACCCUCCACCGUUCAUCGUCGUCAUACGCACCGCAAGUCCAAAGCCCUGAGACCACACAGCACACACAAGACUCGGCGCUUACCGCCUACGGCGUGGAUGUUGAUUAUCCCUUGAUUCUUCAUCUACAUUUUGACAUCGCUUUUUACGCAUCUUGUCUUGUCUGCUUUUCUGGUCCUUGACCUCGCAUAUAGCAUUGAGCGUACUGUUGAGCGAUCUUGUCGUGAACAGGGCCGGGCCCAGUCUAUCCCAGGCAAAGCCCGCAAACACCACUUAAACCCAUCAACCCAACCACUCCCAUCAAUUCUACAACACCCAUCUCUAUCGACACAAUAAACACCCUCUCAGCUUCACAAUGGCUUCAAUUUCGCCUCUCAGCACUGCUAUCGUUCCUUCUGGAGCGUCAUCAAAUGGCGGCAGUGUCUCACCCCAACAGACAUCGACACCCAAGAACGUCGCAUUUGAGCUAUUGUUUCUCGAAUCCCCCCAUUGCCGUGCGCGCUUGCCAAUGCGAGUGCAGAUAUACCCCCACGACACAACGGACUCCAUUGUCACUACCGUGAAGAACUUUUAUGGUCUGUACUCGGGUCCGACCGGGUCAAAGGGAGUCAGUUUCGAAGAUGAUCUUGGGAACACUCUAAUUGCCCGGUACGAGAACUUUCGAAACAAUAUGGUAGUAUACGUCAGGGUUAUAGAGGAACCUCCGGCGAAUGCAACUGCGUAUUCUCCCCACCCUUACCAUAACUCAUCAGUUGGCACCCACCCUUACUACAGCGACAAUGGCUAUACUGCCACUCAGGCUCAGCGCUUACCCCAAGAGUUGUCCAGGCCCAGCUCUCGGACAUCACGGAGACGAAGCCCAUCCCCCAACACUGCUCGUGGCCGAAGAAGUGCUUCUGCCAGCACAAAUGGGAAGAAGGGCCGUUCUCGCUCCUCCAAGACCCGAGCUUCUGCCUCUCGGAGUCAUACCGAACUAUACAGCGACAGUAUAAACGGCUAUAGCAGCAAUGAUGAGCAUGACUCGACAUCUGGAAAGAACAAGGACCAACUACCUACUACUGAUAUCAGUGUCGAGAACAUUGUUGAAGGUGGCCGUCGUAAAAGGGCCAAGUUCGAAAGCUCGGAACUUCCAUUGUUCGCACCACCCCAGAUGCCUGCGGCGACAUCGAAUCCUUCCGUAUCUCCUGCUCGCCGAGCUGAGCCUCAUCGGCCCGCAAUGCCGUUCGUGCAGCCUCAUCAAAAUCCCUUCAUAAACCCUCGCCCUAUGCAGUCGCCCCAAGGCUAUUCACAUGGCAUCACACAUCCCAAUCUCUACUCAACCCCGGGACCCGAUCGCCGAAACCGAAACAGUGGCGGAUAUACCAGUAGCGCCAUGGGAAUCCUUCCUACUCCCGACCCAACUAUUGGCAGUUGUGUGUCUGAGGAGGACAAGGAUGUUGCUAUCCAGCUGAUGCGACUUGGUGACAUGUCCAACGUCUCCCACGGCCGAACCUCUGCUUCUACUCUCGAUGAUACAUUCAGUGGCAGAGCUGAUGCUGCUUCCUCGACUGGAGCUACUAGUGAUGGCGAAAGCGAGAGUGAGACCGAAUUGCCUCCUGCGCGACGCCAGAAGCUAGAUAUUUCCAGCACUGCUGGCAAUGUCUAUCAGACCACCGAGUCACACUUCAUGCCACCCCCUGAAAGCGCCGAAGUUAGUGGAGACGAUGCUGACUAUGAGGAUGGCGCUGACGAGUCUCUGCUCUCGACUGGCAAGAGCAAGCCUGGCAAGACUCAGAAAGCCCCUGCUAAACCUAAGGCAUCUGCCUCUGUUUCUAAAGCACCAUCGGCCAAGUCCUCCAAGGCUCCCCGUCCCUCUAAUGGCGUCAAGGGCAAGAAGCUGCCCCCUGUCCCAAGUGGCCCAAUGUCGCCAGCUUCUAUGCCCCCUUCGCGAAAGCAAUCCAUUGCGUCUACCGGACAAACUCCACUUGCCCCUGGCGAGGAUGACCAGCCUGAUCUUUCCACCAAGCCUCGCUGCCAACGCUGCAGAAAGAGCAAGAAGGGGUGUGAUCGCCAAAGGCCUUGUGGACGUUGUCGUGAUGCUGGCCUGUCGGCAGACCAGUGCAUUAGUGAGGAUGAAGGCAACGGCCGAAAGGGUCGAUACGGUCGUCACAUGGGAGUGCCCAUCAAGAAGGAUGAGGUCACCGCCGUUGUCCAACCUGCGCUAUUACCCGCUGCACCCAUCGCGGCUGCUGCCAUGACAAUGGAUAAGUCCAAGAAGCGCAAGCGAUAAGCGCCUGGCUUCAGUCACACCGCCUGAAGGUUUUCAAUAUUGUUGUAUAUACUGGUCUUUGAGCUUUGACACAACAGUUUUACUGGCGUCGUUGUCGGCUUACUUGUCAUCUUUGUCGAUGUGGCAUGAAUGACUUGUACAAAUCUUCCCAAUGGGUCCCAACGGUUUACCAACAAAUGGGCCAUGCACUCAAAUGUUUUCUUUUUAUGUUUUCCCUGGUUCUUCUAGCUUGCAGGCGAGAGGGCAGCACUCAUGAUGAUACUCAGGAGGAUGUAAUAAUGACGGCCGUUCGGCCAUUACUCUCCUUAUACGGCGUUUCGAGGCAAGAUGUAGGAGUUGUCGAGUGUCUUUUUUUUUUCUUUAACAAAAAAUAUUUUUCCUCCGAUUCAACAUUGUUUUGGUUGCCUCCAGGCUCAGCGAGGUUGACGUUCAGCCGCGUCUGAAUCGCGAUGGACUUAUGGGCAGCAGUUCCAUCAGGCAAACCACUCAGAAAAGGUGCGAUACGGUGGGGAACAAGGGGCAUGGUGCUUGGAAAAUCUCCCAAGGUUUAGAAGGCAGGACAGGAACGGUAUAUGGAAGGUUUAUCGUGUGUGUGCUUGAGGCGCAUUCUGAUCGAGAUGCAUGACUAAAAAGGGAUGCUGUCUGGAUGCCACACCGACCGCGCAAAGGAACGGGUUAAUGUGGCAAAAGGCCAAAUGUUUCCGAUAUGUUAUUCUGUUUUCUAGCGACUUUUCUAUAUCUUGUUGUACGCAACUAACUUCAUACAACAUGCCUGAGAUUAAUUAGGU